This is a messenger RNA of Serinus canaria (Common canary), 2994 nucleotides long. RefSeq names its product phospholipase C delta 3 (gene PLCD3). Gene Ontology annotation, molecular function: phosphatidylinositol-4,5-bisphosphate phospholipase C activity; calcium ion binding. Bases 141 to 2597 code for a protein of 818 amino acids. The transcript is spliced from 16 exons. The record is from RefSeq and is a predicted model, not a curated record. Gene Ontology annotation, biological process: intracellular signal transduction; lipid metabolic process. Lineage: Eukaryota; Metazoa; Chordata; Aves; Passeriformes; Fringillidae.
CACACCGGCCGGGGACACCGGGCGGACCGGGAGCGGCACAACCAGCCGGGGCACCGGGAGCACCUGCAGCGCCAGGAGCAACGGGGUCCCCCGAAACACCGGGAGCAGCGGCGGUGCCGGCGGUGCCGGGAGUCCGAGCCAUGAUCUGCGGCAGGAAGGCGCGUCCCGCCGCCGAGCAGCUCCGCGCCCCGUCCGAAGGCGCCGGUGGCUCCCGCCGGCCCGGGAGAGCCCUGAAGAAAAUGGGCCUGACGGAGGAUGAGGAUGUCCAGCGGAUGCUCCAGGGGUCCCUGCUCUGGAAGGUGAAGGCCCGGGGGGGCUCCAGGGCGCGGCUGUUCCGCCUGCAGGAGGACGGGGUCACCGUCUGCUUCGAGGGACGCUUCCGGCGCGCCCGCUCCCCCCAGAGCUUCUCGGUGGCGCUCAUCGAGGCGGUGCGCGAGGGUCGCCGGUCCGAGGGGCUGCGCAAGCACGGGGCCGCCUUCCCGGAGCGCCACUGCUUCAGCCUCGCCUUCAAGGGCCGCCGCAAGAACCUCGAUCUGGCCGCCCGCGGCGAGGAGGACGCCCGGCACUGGGUGCAGGGGCUCACCAAGCUGAUGGGGCGGCUGCAGGCCAUGAGCCAGAUGGAGAAGCUCGACCAUUGGAUCCACGGGGUCCUGCAGCGAGCAGACAGGAACAAGGACAACAAGAUGUCCUUCCGGGAGGUGAAGAACAUGCUGAGGAUGCUCAACAUCGACAUGGACGAUGUCUACGCCUCCAAGCUCUUCAAGGAGUGCGACCACUCGGGUAACGAGCGGCUGGAGGGCCGGGAGCUGGAGGAGUUCUGCCGGCGGCUGCUGCGGCGCCCGGAGCUGGAGGAGCUCUUUGGGCGCUACUCGGGCGAGGACCGGGUGCUGUCGGCCGAGGAGCUGCAGGACUUCCUGAGGGACCAGGGCGAGGAGUGCAGCCUGCGCCAGGCCCGCGCCAUCAUCCGCACCCACGAGCUCAACGACAAGGCCAAGCAGCAGGACUUGAUGAUGCUGGAUGGCUUCAUGAUGUACCUGCUGUCAGCUGCUGGUGACAUCCUCAACCAGGAGCACACCAAGGUGCACCAGGACAUGAGCCAGCCCCUGAGCCACUACUUCAUCUCCUCCUCCCACAACACCUACCUGACCCGCAACCAGGUCGGCGGCAGCAGCAGCACCGAGGCCUACGUCAGGGCGCUGAGGGCAGGGUGCCGCUGUGUGGAGCUGGACUGCUGGGAGGGCUCGGACGGGGAACCUGUCGUCUACCACGGCCACACACUCACCUCCAAAAUCCUCUUCCGUGACGUCAUCGAGAGCAUCCGAGACUCCGCCUUCGAGAAAUCCCCCUACCCCGUCAUCCUGUCCCUGGAGAACCACUGCGGGCUGGAGCAGCAGGCCACCAUGGCCCGGCACAUGAAGGCCAUCCUGGGGGACAGGCUGCUGACACAGCCCCUGCAGGGGCAGGACCCCCAGAAUCUCCCCUCACCAGAGCAGCUGAAGGAAAAGAUCCUGGUGAAGGGCAAGAAGCUGCCAGAGCUGUGGCAGGAGCCCCAGGGUGUCACCUCCCUUCUGGACCCCGAGGAGGAGGAGGAGGAAGAGGAGGAAGAAGAGGAGGAGAAGGUGCAGGAGAGAAGCCCCCGGCGGUCGCUGCAGUCACUGCAGGAGAUCAAACCUCUGCAGUGGCUCCCGCAGGCCAAGGACGCAUCGCAGGUGUCCCCGGAGCUGUCGGCACUGGUGGUGUACUGCCAGGCUGUCCCCUUCCCCGGGCUGGCCCAGGCCCUGCGUCACCCCCGGCCCUGCCAGGUGUCCUCCUUCAGCGAGAGGAAGGCACGGAAGCUCAUCAAGGAGGCAGGCCCAGCACUGGUGCGGUACAACGCCCGCCAGCUCAGCCGCGUGUACCCGCUGGGGCUCAAGAUGAACUCUGCCAACUACAACCCCCAGGAGAUGUGGAACGCUGGCUGCCAGCUGGUGGCCCUGAACUUCCAGACUCCGGGCUAUGAGAUGGACCUGAACGCCGGGCGCUUCCUGCCCAACGGCCGCUGCGGCUACGUGCUGAAACCCCCCUGCCUGCACAGCCCCCCCGGGGAGGGCUCCCGGCGCCUGGCCCUGCACAUCAGGGUGAUCACAGCACAGCAGCUGCCCAAGCUGAACAGGGACAAGGGCAGCUCCAUUGUGGAUCCCUUCGUGCGCGUGGAGAUCCAUGGGGUCCCAGCCGACUGUGCCAAGCAACAAACCCACCACAAGCUCAACAACGGUGCGGGUGCCCGAGCUGGCCCUGGUGCGGUUCGUGGUGGAGGACUACGACAGCACCUCCUGCAACGACUUCGUGGGGCAGUUCACGCUGCCCCUGCCCAGCAUGCGCCAAGGGUACCGCCACAUCCACCUGCUCUCCAAGGACGGCGCGUCCCUGUCCCCCGCCACGCUCUUCGUGCACGUUCGAGUCAAGAGCCUGUGAGGCUCCACAGGAGGGACAACCUGGUGUCCCCGAGGUGCCCACGGGGGGACAUUGUGUCUCUGUGUGGGGGACAACAGGCUCCUCCCUGGGUGGGCCCCUUGAGGGGGGACAGCCCGAGGACACUGCUCACCUGUCUGUGGUGACAGCAGGGCUGGGAGGACCCAAAGGGGUGUGGGCUCCCCUACCCACUGCCACCCAGUCUGCUGGUGUCCCACUCCUGUCCUUGAGGGGACAGAGAUGCUGUGACAACCAGGAUGGGUUGAUUGGGCCAACAACAGCCCAGCACAGCCCCACAGGGUGACAUGGGUGACAACAACCAGCAAAUCUCACCAGUCUUGGCCACGCUUAAUCCCAGCCCCGCUCUUGGGGUGCAAGGAUGGUGCCAUCAUCACCCUGGAGUCCCUGAGGGGACCCUGCCACCACACACUCCAUUGUGCCUGGGUGGGGACACAUUGCCAGCCUCUGCUCUGGCACCAGUGACAGUCACAGAUUUACACCCAGGGAUCAAGCCAGUCGAAUAAAGGUUUUAUUUUAACAGAA